UAAAGUUUUAGCGCCUAGUUGUUCAAACAGCAGUAGCUCCAACAAAUCAAAAUGUACACAGAUAACUACAGCGAUGUUACUCCAAAAAGUCAGAAUCACGAUAUCAUCGAUCACUACUGGCCAAGUGCAACACUCAGCACAAACCGUGUGUGUGUUAGCUGGAGCGUAGCGGGAUGAUUUUUCUAACUUCCAGAUAAACGGCCGCCACACGAAAAUGACAGACUACGCUGAAGAACAAAGGAAUGAACUUGAAGCUAUAGAGUCCAUCUACCCAGACUCUUUCACAGUGCUUUCAGAUGACCCAACCAGCUUCACCAUCACUGUAACAUCAGAUGCAGAGGAAAAUGGUGAAACUGUGGAAGCAACACUGAAGUUCACAUAUGUAGAGAAAUACCCAGAUGAGCCUCCGCUGUGGGAGAUCCACUCCCAGGAGAACCUGGCGGACAGUGACUCGGUGGACAUCCUCACCUUACUGCAGCAACAGGCAGAAGAAAACCUGGGCAUGGUGAUGAUUUUCACCCUGGUGACAGCUGUUCAGGAGAAACUCAACGAAAUUGUGGAUGUGAUGAAACACAGACGCGAAGAGGAGAAGCGGCAGAAAGAGAGAGAGGCAGAGGAAGCAGAGAAGGUGGCAUUCCAGGGCACAGUGGUAACCAUUGAAAACUUCUUGGCAUGGAAAGCCAAGUUUGAGCUGGAGAUGGCCGAGCUGAGAAGAAAAAAACAGAAGGAGGAGGAGCAGGCAGGAAAACCCAAACUCACCGGUAAACAGCUGUUUGAGAGAGACCACAACCUGGAUACAUCGGACAUUCAGUUCCUUGAAGACGCUGGAAACAACGUUGAAGUGGACGAAUCACUGUUCCAGGACAUAGAGGACUUGGACUUGGAUGAGGACGACCCAGACUUUGACCCUUUAGAGAUGGGCAGUGAUGAGGACUAAAGCAGGAGUAGGACAGAGGACUGCUGAGGACUGACAGGACCUUACUACUCCUUUCUGGAUUCUGAUCAUCUGGCCAGACACAUUAAAAAGAUCCAACAGCUGCGUUUAUUUGCUGCAUUUAUUUUUUAAGGACUAUUAGAGAAGUUGGAUAGGAAAUUUUAAUAAUACAACAUAUACACCCUCAGGUUUCCAUUUCUAUGCCUGAACAAUUAAAUAUGGCUCUGGUGCUGUUUCGCUUGCAGGACAUCCCAGCGACAGGCACCUAAGUUGGCCAGAAGAGGGUAGUAAAGUAUCAAGUAUGGCCAGGGAGUGAAAGUAGUGUUCAGAUGCUUUGCUGAAGUUAACUAAUAUCCCCCAAUAUAUAAAUAUACUCAGUUACCAUUACAAGUAACAUUACAACAUUGAAACUUUUAUUUAGAUAAAAGUAAAGAACUAUUGCCAGCAAAAUUCACUAUCAACGUUCAUGAUUAAAAGCACUCAUUAUGAAGACUGGCUUGUUAAAGAGUUUUUUAUUGUAGUUCUAGCAUCUUUCUGGUGGAGGUUGUUUGAACAACUUUAUAUACUGUUAGGCUUUUGAAAAGUACAUCUACAUUAAUCAAUUAUAUUUGAUAAUCAUCCACAUCACAUUUUAUAGAUUGACCAUGUGAUUUGUAUGUAAACUUGUCAUUUGCAAAGUAGCUAGUAAUUAUAGCUAAGUAUUAGGUAGCAGAAGUAGUAAAACACGCAAAUACUCAUGCAAACGUAGGGCACAAGCUGACAUAUAAUUACCUGAUAAAUACUUGUGUGGCUACAAAUAUCAAUGCUAUUAUUUGAUUUAAUUCAUUUCUAUAGCCUACAAAUUAACAACAUAACAUACAUGUCAACAGACUUUACAGGCCCACAGCAGCAGUUCCUGUUCCAGCCCAAGCUCUGUGUCCAAAUCACUCCCUGUCUGUUCCCCAGGUAACCUUAUUUACACCGUUUUGACUGUCAGAAUUCUUAUUUUAAAAUGUACGCACCUCAUAGUACCCUUAGAAUUUGGUGUUCAUAACAUGUAAACUAUGUUUUGCUAAGAAUCACGCAAUGUUUCAUCUAUGAUAAAAAUGUAAAAACGAUACUUAUAUAUAACUACAACAGUCAGCAAAAAUGAUGUGUCUGAAACUGCAAUUUACUGCUCCCGACAGCGUAGAGAGGUGGGACAAAGGCAUUAUUUUGCAAGUCACAAGUGACUAAAAUUUUUUAAAAGGGUAACAGCACAGUACAUUUACAAAAAUAAUGAAUGUGUUUUGCUGUCUGUAUUGACAGUAUUUUUUUUGUAAAAUUUAUAACAUUUAAAAUCCACCUGAUCGGGUAUGUGUGUUACUCCUAUGACACAGUUACAAUCAUUUGUCAUAUCUGAGCUGAAUGUUUUUCAAGUGUCAAUCUGUUUUAGUUCACUCAGAUUCUUUAUAUUUGAAUGUGAUAGUUUGAGGUCUCAUCUGCAUCUGCAGCUCUGACAGACUUGCACUGACAAACACUCCUUUACCUCCCACUCUGCAACAUAAUGAACUAAAACUAAGCUAACUCAAACUAUAUCUGCUGUCAGGAAAACAAAGAGUUGUCAGAACAUCAUUUUGAAUCUUUGGGUGAAAGGAGGAUAUCAUUUCAUUCCAAGUCAAAAGGCUGAAGUCAAAUGAAGCCAUGAGUCAUUGGUGUAAUGUUAAAGUGUAGUUGCUGGUCGUUUUGAUUUUGUCAAGUCUGAAGUCAUCAGAUUCCUGACGAGCUGGACUCAGAAUCCAAGUCAUUUGACUCAAGUCCACUCCUCUGCAGUUUACCUUACAUUUCUAUGAAGGCUUGUAGAGACUGAGAAAUGUUUUCACCAUCAUUUUCAUGUUUUAACUCUGAUUUAUGUGACAAUGAAUAUAGACUCAUACUAUAUAUUUAGCAGCCAUAGAUGUCAUUCCAUAGAACAUACCAUGCUUUAACUCAUUUACUGCAAAUGAGAUAAGGUAUAUCAGGCCUUUCUUUUCACUAUAGUAUGAAACUUAACAUGCAUAGACUUUAAAACUACUUGAUGUAAUUCACUACAGUGAACAUAAAGCUUUAAAGAUUUUAA
This is a messenger RNA of Xiphias gladius (swordfish), 3011 nucleotides long. It is a transcript of the gene rwdd1, whose product is annotated as RWD domain containing 1. Lineage: Eukaryota; Metazoa; Chordata; Actinopteri; Istiophoriformes; Xiphiidae. The transcript is spliced from 7 exons. Gene Ontology annotation, biological process: cytoplasmic translation. Gene Ontology annotation, molecular function: protein binding. The coding region runs from base 215 to 937 and encodes 240 amino acids. The record is from RefSeq and is a predicted model, not a curated record.